CUGUCAAGUCUUGAUGCAACCAAUUGUUCAAACAACGAGCUACCGUCGUCGCGUUUCGGUAUGCUGUAAGUUUUAUUACUACGAACGAACUGUAAUAUGGUUUUAAUUUUUAAAUAUAACCAACGAUAAACGAAAAAAUGCGGAUAUGGACCACCUUUAUAUUGAUAAAUAUAAUAUAUCUGACUCACGUGUCCACAGCCCCGGUGAAUAAAGGGAAAGGAAGCGGUUUGACAUCGAAAUUUGGUAAUAUUGCAGAUGCAAUUAUUAACCCGAAAUGGACAUUAAAUGUAAAGAACCAGAUUCAAAAAAAAAAGGACAAGAAUAACGAUACAGAUUCUAACAAACAAAAUGAUGAAAACAAUCCAAAUCCAUCAAAUGAUGAUACAAACGAUCCAAAUCCAUCAAAUGAUGAUACAAAUGAUCCAAAUCCAUCAAAUGAUGAUACAAACGAUCCAAGUAUAACAAAUAGUGAUAAUGAUGAUUCUCUUAACGACAAAAAACCCAAUCAUAAUAAAAAAAGAAAAAAAAAUAAUAAAAAAAAAAAUAAUAAGCCUAAUGGAAAAUCUAACAGAAAUCAGAGAGGACACACAUGGUACAAAAUGGUUACAGUGGAAGAUUUACUAGGUAAUUUACCAGAAUAUAUAAAUCAUGAAGAUGAACAAAAGAUUGUUUUGACAUGGGACGAAGAACAAAAAAUUGUAUUGGACGAGCAUUUUGGCACAUUUUCAAUGAACAAUUUAAACGAUAAUCAAUUUAUUCGCCAAAAAAGAGAUUAUAAUAAUAAAUUAGAACUUCAAGAUAAUAGAUUACAAACCAAAAUUGAUAAUCAAUACGACUUGGAGGAAAAUGAAAAUAAAGAAGAUAAAUUAAAAAUAGAAAAUAAAGAAAAUUUUGAACAGAAAAAUAUUAAUACAAACCAAUCUAAAGGCCAAAACAGUUUUGAAGAGAAACUAAGUUUAAUUGACAAUCUAGACGAAGAUGAAAAUAGUAUGAACAGUAAUAGUAGUGAUAAUAUUAACGAAAACAAAAAGUUUUUAAAUUUUAAAAAGCCAAAUGAUAAUAAAUUUAAGGAUAUGUUAAAAAAUAGAAAACAACCAACAAAUACAUUAAGAAACAAAAAAAGGCAACCGAACCAGGGUAAAAAACCAAAUAAUAUUAAUGAAAAUGUAUCAAAUCAGGAAAUUAUUACGUCCAACUUGCCAAAUUCAAGAGAUAUAUUAGUAAUAUCAUAUGAUGAACCGGAACUUCCCACAGAAACAAAUGGUAACAUUGCCAAAAAAACCCCAGUAAAUGAUGAAAUUGAAACAUUAAUGAACACAAUGAAUUCUAAUUCAGAAGAAGAUUCUGAUGAAAAAAAUUCUACAUCACAUUCAUCAUCAUUAAAAACGCCAAACGAAAUUCCAAAUUACAGCGUCAUCGAAGAUAAUAAACAACAUAAUAUUCUAAAAAAUAUAAAACAUAAUAAAUUUAAGCCUAAAUCAAGAAAAUUAGGGAAAAGGCAAAUAAAAGAAAACGAAAAACUACCAGAAAUAAAAAAAAAAAAAAUAAGUAACCCAUCAAGACUAAGCACAAUCAACAAAAAAGGUCUACAACCAAAAAAUAAUACACCAAUAACUCCAAGUAAAAAUGAUCAAACUAAGCCAUCAAUCGAUAAUCCGAAAACUACCGAUACAGGAAUCACUGACAAAACACAAGACAAUCCAGUAAAUAACGAAAUUGAUGCAUUAAUGAAUGUGAUGAAUUCUAAUUCAGAAGAAGAUUCAGAAAGUCGAAAUUCUGGAUCAAAUACAUCAUUAUCAGAAAGACAACUAGAUAUUCCAAAUUAUAGUGACAUCGAAGAUAAUAAAGGACAUAACAUUAUUAAAAAUAUAAAACAUAAUAAAUUUAAACCCAAAUCAAGAAAAUUAGGAAAAAAUCGGUCAAAAAAAAACGAAAAAGGAUCACAACCCAAAAGUGCUACACCGAAAUCUCCAAGUAAAAGCAAUCAACAAACCCCAUCAAUCGCUUUUCCAAAAACUGCAAAAGCAGGAAACGCUGACGAUCUACAAGGCAUUCCAGGAAAUGAUGAAAUUGAUGCAUUAAUGAAUGCGAUGAAUUCAGGUGAAGAUGAAGAUUCAGCUGAUAAAAAUUCAGAAUCCAAUCCAUCAUCGUUCGAAAUAAAACAAGACAUUCCGGAUGAGGACGAUCUUGGAGAUAGAAAGGAACGUGAUAUUGUAAAGAAUAUAAAACAUCCAGUAAGCCCUAAAUCGAAAAAGCAAGGGAAAAUUGGGCCUAACAAAGACAAAAAAUUGCCACAGACCAACAAACAAAAUCUAAAUUCUCCAUCAGGAGUAAAAAACAAUGACGUAGAAGGUUUACAACCCAAAAGUGCUACACUGGAAUCUCCAAGUAAAAGCAAUCAACAAACCCCAUCAAUCGCUUUUCCAAAAACUGCAAAAGCAGAAAACGCUGACGAUCUACAAGGCAUUCCAGGAAAUGAUGAAAUUGAUGCAUUAAUGAAUGCGAUGAAUUCAGAUGAUGAAGAUUCAGCUGAUAAAAAUUCAGAAUCCAAUCCAUCAUCGUUCGAAAUAAAACAAGACAUUCCGGAUGAGGACGAUCUUGGAGAUAGAAAGGAACGUGAUAUUGUAAAGAAUAUAAAACAUCCAGUAAGCCCUAAAUCGAAAAAGCAAGGGAAAAUUGGGCCUAACAAAGACAAAGAAUUGCCACAGACCAACAAACAAAAUCUAAAUUCUCCAUCAGGAGUAAAAAACAAUGACGUAGAAGGUUUACAACCCAAAAGUGCUACACCGAAAUCUCCAAGUAAAAGCAAUCAACAAACCCCAUCAAUCGCUUUUCCAAAAACUGCAAAAGCAGAAAACGCUGACGAUCUACAAGGCAUUCCAGGAAAUGAUGAAAUUGAUGCAUUAAUGAAUGCGAUGAAUUCAGAUGAUGAAGAUUCAGCUGAUAAAAAUUCAGAAUCCAAUCCAUCAUCGUUCGAAAUAAAACAAGACAUUCCGGAUGAGGACGAUCUUGGAGAUAGAAAGGAACGUGAUAUUGUAAAGAAUAUAAAACAUCCAGUAAGCCCUAAAUCGAAAAAGCAAGGGAAAAUUGGGCCUAACAAAGACAAAGAAUUGCCACAGACCAACAAACAAAAUCUAAAUUCUCCAUCAGGAGUAAAAAACAAUGACGUAGAAGGUUUACAACCCAAAAGUGCUACACCGAAAUCUCCAAGUAAAAGCAAUCAACAAACCCCAUCAAUCGCUAUUCCAAAAACUGCAAAAGCAGAAAACGCUGACGAUCUACAAGGCAUUCCAGGAAAUGAUGAAAUUGAUGCAUUAAUGAAUGCGAUGAAUUCAGGUGAAGAUGAAGAUUCAGCUGAUAAAAAUUCAGAAUCCAAUCCAUCAUCGUUCGAAAUAAAACAAGACAUUCCGGAUGAGGACGAUCUUGGAGAUAGAAAGGAACGUGAUAUUGUAAAGAAUAUAAAACAUCCAGUAAGCCCUAAAUCGAAAAAGCAAGGGGAAAUUGGGCCUAACAAAGACAAAAAAUUGCCAGACACAAACAAGGCCAAACCUAAUCCGUUGCAAAAAAACAAACCGUUUAAAAAAUUGAAUCCUCUAGACAAAACAGGUUUGAAAACUCCUGAAUCGGCAGAUGAUAUUUUUCCAACAGAAUCUGAAGAAUUAAAGGACUUUUUGGACGAAAUACCUUAUGACGACAUUGACGAGUCGAAUACUUUGGAAGAUAUCAAUAAUUUUGGAGGUACGACGAUGGAGGAUAUUGAUAAAAAUAAAAACAAAGACAGUUUACCUUCCUCAAAAUUAAAUAACAAUAAAAACAAAGACCACGAUAAAAAUCCUCAAAAAACAAAUCAACCUACGUCAUUGAAUUCAAAUACUGGAAAAUCAAUCCCUGAAAGCAAUGUUGGUGAUAAUAACAAAAUUAAUUCACCUUCCCCCAGUACUCCAACAGGUAUUAAACAAAAUCCUGAGAGUCCUUCUGAUAUUCAAGAUAAAAAAAACCUAGACGAUAGAUCUGAUGCGGAUAUAAUUGACGAUUUAUUAGAUAGCCCGAUAGGAUUAGACGGAAAAUAUUCACCUAAAAAAUUAAUUGCUGAUACGAACAAUAUUCCGGACUCAAAAAUAGAUAACAAGUUACAAAAUGCUAAUGAUGAUACAUUGACAAAGUCUCCAGCAGAAAAUGACAUCCAACCUAAUCCGUUGCAAAAAAACAAACCGUUUAAAAAAAUGAAUCCUCUAGACAAAACAGGUUUGAAAACUCCUGAAUCGGCAGAUGAUAUUUUUCCAACAGAAUCUGAAGAAUUAAAGGACUUUUUGGACGAAAUACCUUAUGACGACAUUGACGAGUCGAAUACUUUGGAAGAUAUCAAUAAUUUUGGAGGUACGACGAUGGAGGAUAUUGAUAAAAAUAAAAACAAAGACAGUUUACCUUCCUCAAAAUUAAAUAACAAUAAAAACAAAGACCACGAUAAAAAUCCUCAAAAAACAAAUCAACCUACGUCAUUGAAUUCAAAUACUGGAAAAUCAAUCCCUGAAAGCAAUGUUGGUGAUAAUAACAAAAUUAAUUCACCUUCCCCCAGUACUCCAACAGGUAUUAAACAAAAUUCUGAGAGUCCUUCUGAUAUUCAAGAUAAAAAAAACCUAGACGAUAGAUCUGAUGCGGAUAUAAUUGACGAUUUAUUAGAUAGCCCGUUAGGAUUAGACGGAAAAUAUUCACCUAAAAAAUUAAUUGCUGAUACGAACAAUAUUCCGGACUCAAAAAUAGAUAACAAGUUACAAAAUGCUAAUGAUUAUACAUUGACAAAGUCUCCAGCAGAAAAUGACAUCCAACCUAAUCCGUUGCAAAAAAACAAACCGUUUAAAAAAAUGAAUCCUCUAGACAAAACAGGUUUGAAAACUCCUGAAUCGGCAGAUGAUAUUUUUCCAACAGAAUCUGAAGAAUUAAAGGACUUUUUGGACGAAAUACCUUAUGACGACAUUGACGAGUCGAAUACUUUGGAAGAUAUCAAUAAUUUUGGAGGUACGACGAUGGAGGAUAUUGAUAAAAAUAAAAACAAAGACAGUUUACCUUCCUCAAAAUUAAAUAACAAUAAAAACAAAGACCACGAUAAAAAUCCUCAAAAAACAAAUCAACCUACGUCAUUGAAUUCAAAUACUGGAAAAUCAAUCCCUGAAAGCAAUGUUGGUGAUAAUAACAAAAUUAAUUCACCUUCCCCCAGUACUCCAACAGGUAUUAAACAAAAUCCUGAGAGUCCUUCUGAUAUUCAAGAUAAAAAAAACCUAGACGAUAGAUCUGAUGCGGAUAUAAUUGACGAUUUAUUAGAUAGCCCGUUAGGAUUAGACGGAAAAUAUUCACCUAAAAAAUUAAUUGCUGAUACGAACAAUAUUCCGGACUCAAAAAUAGAUAACAAGUUACAAAAUGCUAAUGAUUAUACAUUGACAAAGUCUCCAGCAGAAAAUGACAUCCAACCUAAUCCGUUGCAAAAAAACAAACCGUUUAAAAAAUUGAAUCCUCUAGACAAAACAGGUUUGAAAACUCCUGAAUCGGCAGAUGAUAUUUUUCCAACAGAAUCUGAAGAAUUAAAGGACUUUUUGGACGAAAUACCUUAUGACGACAUUGACGAGUCGAAUACUUUGGAAGAUAUCAAUAAUUUUGGAGGUACGACGAUGGAGGAUAUUGAUAAAAAUAAAAACAAAGACAGUUUACCUUCCUCAAAAUUAAAUAACAAUAAAAACAAAGACCACGAUAAAAAUCCUCAAAAAACAAAUCAACCUACGUCAUUGAAUUCAAAUACUGGAAAAUCAAUCCCUGAAAGCAAUGUUGGUGAUAAUAACAAAAUUAAUUCACCUUCCCCCAGUACUCCAACAGGUAUUAAACAAAAUCCUGAGAGUCCUUCUGAUAUUCAAGAAAAAAUGAACCUAGACGAUAGAUCUGAUGCGGAUAUAAUUGACGAUUUAUUAGAUAGCCCGAUAGGAUUAGACGGAAAAUAUUCACCUAAAAAAUUAAUUGCUGAUACGAACAAUAUUCCGGACUCAAAAAUAGAUAACAAGUUACAAAAUGCUAAUGAUGAUACAUUGACAAAGUCUCCAGCAGAAGAUGACAUCCAACCUAAUCCGUUGCAAAAAAACAAACCGUUUAAAAAAAUGAAUCCUCUAGACAAAACAGGUUUGAAAACUCCUGAAUCGGCAGAUGAUAUUUUUCCAACAGAAUCUGAAGAAUUAAAGGACUUUUUGGACGAAAUACCUUAUGACGACAUUGACGAGUCGAAUACUUUGGAAGAUAUCAAUAAUUUUGGAGGUACGACGAUGAAGGAUAUUGAUAAAAAUAAAAACAAAGACAGUUUACCUUCCUCAAAAUUAAAUAACAAUAAAAACAAAGACCACGAUAAAAAUCCUCAAAAAACAAAUCAACCUACGUCAUUGAAUUCAAAUACUGGAAAAUCAAUCCCUGAAAGCAAUGUUGGUGAUAAUAACAAAAUUAAUUCACCUUCCCCCAGUACUCCAACAGGUAUUAAACAAAAUCCUGAGAGUCCUUCUGAUAUUCAAGAUAAAAAAAACCUAGACGAUAGAUCUGAUGCGGAUAUAAUUGACGAUUUAUUAGAUAGCCCGUUAGGAUUAGACGGAAAAUAUUCACCUAAAAAAUUAAUUGCUGAUACGAACAAUAUUCCGGACUCAAAAAUAGAUAACAAGUUACAAAAUGCUAAUGAUUAUACAUUGACAAAGUCUCCAGCAGAAAAUGACAUCCAACCUAAUCCGUUGCAAAAAAACAAACCGUUUAAAAAAUUGAAUCCUCUAGACAAAACAGGUUUGAAAACUCCUGAAUCGGCAGAUGAUAUUUUUCCAACAGAAUCUGAAGAAUUAAAGGACUUUUUGGACGAAAUACCUUAUGACGACAUUGACGAGUCGAAUACUUUGGAAGAUAUUAAUAAUCUUGGAGGUACGACGAUGGAGGAUAUUGAUAAAAAUAAAAACAAAGACAGUUUACCUUCCUCAAAAUUAAAUAACAAUAAAAACAAAGACCACGAUAAAAAUCCUCAAAAAACAAAUCAACCUUCUUCAUUGAAUUCAAAUACUGGAAAAUCAAUCCCUGAAAGCAAUGUUGGUGAUAAUAACAAAAUUAAUUCACCUUCCCCCAGUACUCCAACAGGUAUUAAACAAAAUCCUGAGAGUCCUUCUGAUAUUCAAGAAAAAAUAAACCUAGACGAUACAUCUGAUGCGGAUAUAAUUGACGAUUUAUUAGAUAGCCCGAUAGGAUUAGACGGAAAAUAUUCACCUAAAAAAUUAAUUGCUGAUACGAACAAUAUUCCGGACUCAAAAAUAGAUAACAAGUUACAAAAUGCUAAUGAUGAUACAUUGACAAAGUCUCCAGCAGAAAAUGACAUCCAACCUAAUCCGUUGCAAAAAAACAAACCGUUUAAAAAAAUGAAUCCUCUAGACAAAACAGGUUUGAAAACUCCUGAAUCGGCAGAUGAUAUUUUUCCAACAGAAUCUGAAGAAUUAAAGGACUUUUUGGACGAAAUACCUUAUGACGACAUUGACGAGUCGAAUACUUUGGAAGAUAUCAAUAAUUUUGGAGGUACGACGAUGGAGGAUAUUGAUAAAAAUAAAAACAAAGACAGUUUACCUUCCUCAAAAUUAAAUAACAAUAAAAACAAAGACCACGAUAAAAAUCCUCAAAAAACAAAUCAACCUACGUCAUUGAAUUCAAAUACUGGAAAAUCAAUCCCUGAAAGCAAUGUUGGUGAUAAUAACAAAAUUAAUUCACCUUCCCCCAGUACUCCAACAGGUAUUAAACAAAAUCCUGAGAGUCCUUCUGAUAUUCAAGAAAAAAUGAACCUAGACGAUAGAUCUGAUGCGGAUAUAAUUGACGAUUUAUUAGAUAGCCCGAUAGGAUUAGACGGAAAAUAUUCACCUAAAAAAUUAAUUGCUGAUACGAACAAUAUUCCGGACUCAAAAAUAGAUAACAAGUUACAAAAUGCUAAUGAUGAUACAUUGACAAAGUCUCCAGCAGAAAAUGACAUCCAACCUAAUCCGUUGCAAAAAAACAAACCGUUUAAAAAAAUGAAUCCUCUAGACAAAACAAGUUUGAAAACUCCUGAAUCGGCAGAUGAUAUUUUUCCAACAGAAUCUGAAGAAUUAAAGGACUUUUUGGACGAAAUACCUUAUGACGACAUUGACGAGUCGAAUACUUUGGAAGAUAAUAAUUUUGGAGGUACGACGAUGGAGGAUAUUGAUAAAAAUAAAAACAAAGACAGUUUACCUUCCUCAAAAUUAAAUAACAAUAAAAACAAAGACCACGAUAAAAAUCCUCAAAAAACAAAUCAACCUACGUCAUUGAAUUCAAAUACUGGAAAAUCAAUCCCUGAAAGCAAUGUUGGUGAUAAUAACAAAAUUAAUUCACCUUCCCCCAGUACUCCAACAGGUAUUAAACAAAAUCCUGAGAGUCCUUCUGAUAUUCAAGAUAAAAUAAACCUAGAAGAUACUUCGGACUCGAAUACACUUAAUGAUUUAUUGGGAAGCCCCGAAGGAUUAGAUGGAGUCGAAUCGCCGAAACUAGUAAUCGAUGAUACAGAUAUUAUUCCAAUACCAGAAAUAGAUGACAUAUUACAUAAUUCUAACGAUAACACAUUGACAACGACUUCCCCAGAUGCUAAUAUCAAUACUGUUCCGUUACUAAAAGAUAAAUCGACUGAAAUUAUAAGUCUUUUAGAAGACACAGAUUUAAAAACACCCGAGAUUACAGACGGUAUUGUUCCAACAGAAGCGGACGAAUUGAAGGAAUUUUUGGCAGAAAUUCCUUAUGAUGACGACGUUAUAACUGAUAUUUCGGGAGAGUAUAAUAAUUUAGGAGGUUUUACAAUGGAGGAUUCUGAUGUAAAAUCUAAUCCAGACAAUAAUGUGGGUGAUGACAAAAAUAUUAAUUCACCUUCCCCCAGUACUCCAGCAGAUAUUAAAGAAAAUCCUAAGAACCUUUCUGAUAUUCAAGAUAAAAUAAACCUAGAAGAUACUUCGGACUCGAAUACACUUAAUGAUUUAUUGGGAAGCCCCGAAGGAUUAGAUGGAGUCGAAUCGCCGAAACUAGUAAUCGAUGAUACAGAUAUUAUUCCAAUACCAGAAAUAGAUGACAUAUUACAUAAUUCUAACGAUAACACAUUGACAACGACUUCCCCAGAUGCUGAUAUCAAUACUGUUCCGUUACUAAAAGAUAAAUCGACUGAAAUUAUAAGUCUUUUAGAAAACACAGAUUUAAAAACACCCGAGAUUACAGACGGUAUUGUUCCAACAGAAGCGGACGAAUUGAAGGAAUUUUUGGCAGAAAUUCCUUAUGAUGACGACGUUAUAACUGAUAUUUCGGGAGAGUAUAAUAAUUUAGGAGGUUUUACAAUGGAGGAUUCUGAUGUAAAAUCUAAUCCAGACAAUAAUGUGGGUGAUGACAAAAAUAUUAAUUCACCUUCCCCCAGUACUCCAGCAGAUAUUAAAGAAAAUCCUAAGAACCUUUCUGAUAUUCAAGAUAAAAUAAACCUAGAAGAUACUUCGGACUCGAAUACACUUAAUGAUUUAUUGGGAAGCCCCGAAGGAUUAGAUGGAGUCGAAUCGCCGAAACUAGUAAUCGAUGAUACAGAUAUUAUUCCAAUACCAGAAAUAGAUGACAUAUUACAUAAUUCUAACGAUAACACAUUGACAACGACUUCCCCAGAUGCUGAUAUCAAUACUGUUCCGUUACUAAAAGAUAAAUCGACUGAAAUUAUAAGUCUUUUAGAAAACACAGAUUUAAAAACACCCGAGAUUACAGACGGUAUUGUUCCAACAGAAGCGGACGAAUUGAAGGAAUUUUUGGCAGAAAUUCCUUAUGAUGACGACGUUAUAACUGAUAUUUCGGGAGAGUAUAAUAAUUUAGGAGGUUUUACAAUGGAGGAUUCUGAUGUAAAAUCUAAUCCAGACAAUAAUGUGGGUGAUGACAAAAAUAUUAAUUCACCUUCCCCCAGUACUCCAGCAGAUAUUAAAGAUGAUCCUAAGAAUCUUUCUGUUAUUCAAGAUAAAAUAAACCUAGAAGAUACUUCGGACUCGAAUACACUUAAUGAUUUAUUGGGAAGCCCCGAAGGAUUAGAUGGAGUCGAAUCGCCGAAACCAGUAAUCGAUGAUACAGAUAUUAUUCCAAUAUCAGAAAUAGAUGACAUAUUACAUAAUUCUAACGAUAACACAUUGACAACGACUUCCCCAGAUGAUGAUAUCAAUACUGUUCCGUUACUAAAAGAUAAAUCGACUGAAAUUAUAAGUCUUUUAGAAGACACAGAUUUAAAAACACCCGAGAUUACAGACGGUAUUGUUCCAACAGAAGCGGACGAAUUGAAGGAAUUUUUGGCAGAAAUUCCUUAUGAUGACGACGUUAUAACUGAUAUUUCGGGAGAGUAUAAUAAUUUAGGAGGUUUUACAAUGGAGGAUUCUGAUGUAAAAUCUAAUCCAGACAAUAAUGUGGGUGAUGACAAAAAUAUUAAUUCACCUUCCCCCAGUACUCCAGCAGAUAUUAAAGAUGAUCCUAAGAAUCUUUCUGUUAUUCAAGAUAAAAUAAACCUAGAAGAUACUUCGGACUCGAAUACACUUAAUGAUUUAUUGGGAAGCCCCGAAGGAUUAGAUGGAGUCGAAUCGCCGAAACCAGUAAUCGAUGAUACAGAUAUUAUUCCAAUAUCAGAAAUAGAUGACAUAUUACAUAAUUCUAACGAUAACACAUUGACAACGACUUCCCCAGAUGAUGAUAUCAAUACUGUUCCGUUACUAAAAGAUAAAUCGACUGAAAUUAUAAGUCUUUUAGAAGACACAGAUUUAAAAUCACCCGAGAUUACAGACGGUAUUGUUCCAACAGAAGCGGACGAAUUGAAGGAGUUUUUGGCAGAAAUUCCUUAUGAUGAAGACGUUAUAACUGAUAUUUCGGGAGAGUAUAAUAAUUUAGGAGGUUUUACAAUGGAGGAUUCUGAUGUAAAAUCUAAUCCAGACAAUAAUGUGGGUGAUGACAAAAAUAUUAAUUCACCUUCCCCCAGUACUCCAGCAGAUAUUAAAGAAAAUCCUAAGAACCUUUCUGUUAUUCAAGAUAAAAUAAACCUAGAAGAUACUUCGGACUCGAAUACACUUAAUGAUUUAUUGGGAAGCCCCGAAGGAUUAGAUGGAGUCGAAUCGCCGAGACCAGUAAUCGAUGAUACAGAUAUUAUUCCAAUAUCAGAAAUAGAUGACAUAUUACAUAAUUCUAACGAUAACACAUUGACAACGACUUCCCCAGAUGCUGAUAUCAAUACUGUUCCGUUACUAAAAGAUAAAUCGACUGAAAUUAUAAGUCUUUUAGAAGACACAGAUUUAAAAUCACCCGAGAUUACAGUCAGUACUGUUCCAUUAGAAACGGACGAUUUAAAGAAAUUUUUGGCAGAAAUCCCUCAUAAUUAUGAUACAUCCGAUAUUGGUGAAGAGUAUAAUAAUUUAGGUUUGAUAAUGGAGGAUAUUGAUAAGAAUAAAAUAAAAGAUAAUUCACUUUCUCCGAAAUUAAAUAACAUUAAAAACAAAGACCACAAUGAUAGUCCCCAAAAAAUAAAUCAACCUACGUCAUUCAAUUCAAAUACUGGAAAAUUUAAUCCUGUAAACGCUGUGGGCGAUAAUAAUAAUAUUAAUUCACCCUCUCCCAGUACUCCAACGGGUAUUAAAGAAAAUCCUAAGAAAAUACCUGAACGACAAGAUAAAAUAAACCUUUACGAAACAUCAGAUUCGAAUAUUAUUGACGAUUUAUUAGGUAGCCCAAUAGGAUUAGAUGAAUCAUCUAAUUCAGCUAUUGAUGAUACAAACAUAAUUCCGAAAUCAGAAAUAGAUAACAAGUUACACAAUUCCAAAGAAGACACAUCGACUCUUCGUCCUGUAUCUGAUAAAUUAAAGAAUGACAAUAAAACACCUUUGUCGGAGAUUUCUUUAAAUGGAAUUGACAGGCAUUCUUCGGGCUUAAAUUUAAUGCAUAAUUAUAAUUAUAAUAAAUUGGAUAACGGUGAUGCUAUUAAUGUUAAUCAUGGUUAUGUAACUAACCCUAUGAUUGAUUAUAAUUCCAAUGAUGCAUUUUCAUUAGAAGGUGAUAAUCCAUAUGGUUAUAUGAUACCUAAGUUUAGCACAAAGUAUAUUGAUGGCGGUGAUUCAAAUUAUAAUUUAUGGGAAACAAUUCCGCCCAAAAGAAAUUAUGACAUUAAUAUACAUAACGGAUAUGAUAAUUAUAUUAAUGAUUUAAAUCAAUCUACUGGUUAUCCUCUUAACAAUAACAAAAUUCCAAGUCAUAUUAAUAACGAGAAAAAUAUUGUAACGGAAACUGAAACGGUCAAAAACAAUUAUAAUGAUAUAGUAAAUACCGAUAAUCAUGAUAGUCAUGAUAAAUUGUACGAUGAUUUUAUUAAAAAAAUGUCUGAGCAAUUACUUAAUAAAAUCGAUAAUAUUGAUGAUAAACUUUCUAAACUAGAUAAAUUAUCUAAGAAUUGUUCUUGUAUGAGAGAAAAUGACAACAUAGGAUCUCACGAUUCAAGUAUCAACAAAGUUGUACUAAUAAAUGAUAUUCCUAUUACUAAACCAGAAAAAUUGAUGAAUAUCGAAGAGUCUGAUUCAAAUACAAAUAAACCAAUAGAAAGUCUUGAGAUAAAGAUAAGUAAUAAAAGUGUUGAUGGAAAUGAAACCAAGGAUUCUACAAAAGCAAAGAAACAUAAAAAUAAAAAACAUGGAAAACAUAACAAAAAAAAAGAUCAUAAGAAAAAUAAUAUAAGUAAUGAUGAUGAUGAUGAUGAUGAUGGUGACGAUGAUGAUUAUAGUGAUGAUGAUGAUAAUGAUGAUGAUGUUGAUAAUAAUAGUGAUGAUGAUGGAACGCAUGAAAAAAGUAAACUGGAUAAGAUCAAAGAUACAAAUGAUGAUGAUGGCAAGCAUAAAAAGAAAAAACGUCAUAAAAAUAAAAAUAUAAAUAAUGAUGAUGAUAGCAAUCAUAAAAAGAAUAAACAUCAUAAAAGUAAAGACUUAAUUAAUGAUGACAAAGGUAAGCAUAAAAAAAAUAAACGUCGUAAGAAUAAAGAUAUAAAUGACGAUGAUAAUGGCGAACAUAUAAAGAAUAAAGGUAAGCAUAAAAAAAAUAAACGUCGUAAGAACAAAGAUAUAAAUGAAAAUGAUGAUGGCGAACAUCUAAAGAAUAAAGGUCGUAAAAAAAAUAUAAGAAUUGAUGAUAAUAAUGAUGAUGAUGGUGGUGGGCAUAAAAAAAAAAAUCAUAAAAAAAAACAUUUUAAGGACGAUGAUAAUGAUGAUGUUGGUAGACAUAAAAAAAAUAAAAGUCAUAAUAAAAAUGAUUUAAAUGAUGAAGAUGUCGAAAUAUUCCGAAGUAAAAACACUGAUAAUAGAAAGAAAAAAAUAAUUAAAAAAAAUAUUUAUUCAUCUGAGGAAAAUAAUGAAGUUAAUGGUUCCAGCAUUCAAAUUAACAGUGACGAUAAUGAUUCUCUAAAAAGAUUAAAAAUCAAAAAUAAUAAAUCAAAAAUUUCCAAAAAAACAAAUUCAAAUAAUAGCAAAAAAUUGUUACCUAAAGAGAAGUCAAAAUAUCUAAAACAUUCCAAAACUAUAAAAUAUAAAAAUAAAAAGAUUCCUGUAGAUGUCAGUGAUGAAGAUACAAAUGAAAAUAAUUAUAAUUCAGAAGAAACCUACGUAAAAUAUAAUCAAAACAAUGUACUAAAAGAUAAAAAGCAUAAAAAUAAGAAGCAUAAUAAAUAUUUAAAAACUAGUAAAACUUACAACUAUAAAGAAAUACCCGUAGAUAACGAAGAUAAAAGUUCUGAUGAAAAUAAUGUUAAUUUAGAAGAAACCUAUAAUAUAAACAUUACUAGUGAUGAUGAUGCGCUGAAACAGAAAAAGCUUAGACAUAAAAAAAUUAAAAAACAGAAGAAUAUCGAUAUUAAUAUUGUAAAAGACACUGACACUCAAGUUCUUAAUAACGAUAAUAAUACGAAUAAUGGAUAUAAAUUUUACACAUUUUAUCCUCAAUAUCGAUAUACAAAUCCAUUUUCAAGACUUUUUUACUAACUCAUAUUAUACGUACGAUAAUAUUGUUUGGUAAAGACUUGUAAAAAUAACUUGUUAUAAUAGUUCCGUGUGAAAACUGUUUUAACACAGGUACCUUUUUUUCAAUACUGACCAAAUUUAUAAGCUGUGAUUAUAUUAUUAUCAAUGAACAUGUAUUCACAUCUGGACUCCAAAGACAUAUAAUUAAUACCUAAAUUAUAAAUAAUAUAAUACAUAAAUAGAAAGAUAUUAUUAUCUUAUAAAUAAUUUCGUCCAAUUAUUUUAUCGUUUAAGAUUUAUAUUUAAUUAAUUAACUUGUACUAGAUUAUUUCUCAAUAUAUUCUUGCUAUAUUAUUAAAACUUGUAUAAUUCAUUUAAAAAAUAUUAUUAUAUUGUUUACUAAUUUAGAUAAAAAAAGUUUGAGCAAGUUACAAAUAUGUAAAAUAUUACAAUUUAAAAUACUAAAAAUUCCCUUAAGAAUAGUCUAUACUAUAAACUAUAACAUAAAAGUUAAUGUAGCAUAAAUGUAUAGUUCUGAUGAACGUACCUACAUUUAUUGUCGUGUGUAUGUGCAAGUGUUUAUAACAUUCUCUUAAGAAGUUAGAUGUAAUUUUUUUUUACAUUAAUUUACUUUAAUAAUAUAUACCCAAGUACUCAAUUAA
Molecule: messenger RNA, 14704 nt
Organism: Rhopalosiphum padi (bird cherry-oat aphid)
Lineage: Eukaryota; Metazoa; Arthropoda; Insecta; Hemiptera; Aphididae
Product: protein PFC0760c-like
Exons: 11
Coding region: 138-14063 (4641 amino acids)
Source: RefSeq, a predicted model, not a curated record